Messenger RNA from Sesamum indicum (sesame), 2251 nucleotides. Its product is annotated as protein TRANSPORT INHIBITOR RESPONSE 1. The record is from RefSeq and is a predicted model, not a curated record. NCBI's taxonomy places the organism in Eukaryota, Viridiplantae, Streptophyta, Magnoliopsida, Lamiales, Pedaliaceae. Gene Ontology annotation, cellular component: SCF ubiquitin ligase complex. Gene Ontology annotation, molecular function: protein binding. Gene Ontology annotation, biological process: SCF-dependent proteasomal ubiquitin-dependent protein catabolic process.
UAUCUUCUCUUCUACAAUACAAUAGGCUUCUCAUUCCACCUGACACCCUCUUUCUUCUUCUUCUUCUUCUCCUCUCCCUUCUACCUCUAGCUCUCAGAUCCAGAGCUGAAUAUCUACCGUUUUAGCCCUCCCAUGGCGUACUCGUUCCCGGAGGAAGUUCUCGAGCACGUCUUCUCGUUCUUGACCUCCGACAAAGACCGAAACGCUGUCUGCUUAGUGUGUAAGUCGUGGUACGAGAUUGAGCGGUGGUGCCGCCGCCGUAUUUUUGUUGGGAACUGCUAUGCUGUCUCGCCGGAGAUCGUGAUCCGGCGGUUCCCGGAAGUUAGGGCGGUGGAGAUUAAGGGGAAGCCGCAUUUCGCGGAUUUCAACCUCGUGCCGGAGGGUUGGGGAGCGUACGUGUACCCCUGGGUCGCUGCGAUGUCGGCGGCUUAUCCGUUGCUCGAGGAGAUUAAGCUCAAGCGCAUGGUGGUGACGGACGAGAGUCUCGAGCUGAUCUCCAAGUCGUUUAAGAAUUUCAAAGUUUUGGUGCUGUCUUCUUGCGAGGGCUUUACGACGGAUGGUCUCGCGUCGAUUGCGGCUAAUUGCAGGAAUCUCAGAGAACUAGAUUUAAGGGAGAGUGAAGUUGAGGACCUUAGUGGGCAUUGGCUUAGCCAUUUUCCCGACAACUACACGUCAUUGGUGUCACUUAAUAUAUCUUGCUUAGGCUCUGAAGUGAGUUUCUCUGCUUUGGAGCGCCUGGUUGCGCGGUCACCUAACCUGAGGACUCUUCGGCUGAACCGUGCUGUACCCCUUGAGAAGCUGCCUAACCUACUUCGCCGUGCCCCCCAGUUGGUUGAAUUAGGGACUGGUGCCUAUUCGGCUGAAAUUCGAUCUGAUACCUAUUCAAACCUGGCUGAAGCAUUCUCAGCCUGUAAGCAACUCAAAGGCUUGUCGGGUUUCUGGGAUGUGGUCCCAUCUUAUCUUCCAGCCAUGUUACAUGUUUGCUCUGGGAUCACUUCGUUGAACUUAAGUUAUGCUACCAUUCAAAGUCCUGAUCUUGUCCAGCUUGUUACCCAGUGUCGAAACUUACAGCGACUAUGGGUUCUGGAUUACAUUGAAGACAGUGGUCUGGAAGCUCUUGCUGCAUCUUGCAAGGACCUGCAGGAAUUGAGGGUGUUCCCUUCAGAUCCUUUUGGAGCAGUACCUAAUGUCUCUUUGACAGAACAAGGGCUUGUCUCUGUCUCAGAGGGCUGCCCCAAACUCCAGUCUGUCCUCUAUUUCUGCCGACAGAUGUCUAAUGCUGCAUUAGUUGCUAUUGCGAGGAAUCGUCCUAAGCUGAUUCGCUUCCGACUCUGUAUUCUUGAGCCUCGAGUUCCUGAUUACCUAACCCUCGAACCACUUGAUACUGGUUUUGGAGCAAUUGUAGAGAACUGCAAGGAAUUGCGGCGCCUUUCGCUGUCUGGCCUCCUCACAGAUCGUGUUUUCAAAUAUAUUGGGACCCAUGCCAAGAAAUUGGAGAUGCUUUCUAUAGCUUUCGCUGGGGAUAGCGACUUGGGCCUCCAUCAUGUGUUGUCUGGUUGUGAAAGCCUUCGGAAACUGGAGAUCAGGGACUGUCCUUUUGGGGACAAGGCUCUCUUGGCCAAUGCUGCAAAGCUGGAGACAAUGCGAUCCCUUUGGAUGUCUUCUUGCUCAGUAAGUUACGGAGCAUGUAAGCUGCUUGGUCAGAAGUUGCCCAGGCUCAAUGUUGAAGUUAUAGAUGAGAGAGGUCCACCUGAUUCAAGGCCCGAAAGCUGCCCCGUUGAGAGACUCUAUGUUUACCGGACUGUUUCUGGACGAAGGGUUGACAUGCCCGGUUUUGUCUGGACUAUGGAUGAAGAUGCAUCCUUGAGAUUUUCUUGAGCCACGCCUCAAUUGAAAUUUGACAUGGUUCUUGCUUAUGAAUGAAGCAGCAGGUACAUGCUCUAAGUGCUAAUCGUACUAUUUAUUUCAGCAGGCUUUGUGUGAUUGCAGUGCCAGUGGAAGUGGGAGCAAGCCCAACUAGGGGUUGAGAAGCUUGGGAGCUCAAUUGCCAUCAAUUUUUCACUUGGCUGAGCUAUUCAACGCAAUCACUCACUAAUAAAAAUGUGAUCUCUUGUUAUAAUGUGUACGGUAGAGAGUAACUUGUUUAGGAAAGUAAUUAUGUAUACUAUGUCCGGACCUGUGCCAGCUUUUGGCGGCUGAUUUAUGUUGUUUAGAAUCAUUCAAUGCUUAUAUCUUUGAGUUGGUUCCAUUA